Drosophila subpulchrella is the source of this 530-nucleotide messenger RNA. RefSeq lists its product as uncharacterized. The transcript is spliced from 2 exons. The record is from RefSeq and is a predicted model, not a curated record. Gene Ontology annotation, molecular function: chitin binding. NCBI's taxonomy places the organism in Eukaryota, Metazoa, Arthropoda, Insecta, Diptera, Drosophilidae. Bases 243 to 530 code for a protein of 95 amino acids. Gene Ontology annotation, cellular component: extracellular region.
UACUAUAAAUCUACUAUCCCAACCAUCUUCUCAUAAUUUUUUGAUAGCGUCAACUGAGCCAAUUGUCAAGAUACAGGUACCACCACCGAUUAUUUUUAAACGGUUCCAUGUUCGUUCCGAAAUAGAAUUUAUCAAUCCGAUAGUCUAUGAAGAUAUUUCAGGGAUAGAUAACGAGUCGCUAUAAAAUGAUGAACAUUGGCUUUUGAUGUCAUUCAGAAUCAAUAACCUGGAGAACCAGCACCAUGAAUGCAGCCAUAGUCCUCCUAUUCGUGGCCCUUUUCGUGGCCAUCAAUGCCGAAUUCACUUGCAAUCCUGAUGGCGAUGGAGAGCCCGACUGCUUGGGACGCUCUGGACAGGUUACCCGCGACUUCUGGGACCCAACCCACUACUGGAUCUGCAGCCCCUCCGGAAAGCCAGAUCUUACAGCGUGCCCGGACCAGAAGGGAUUCGAUCCCAAAACAGGAACCUGCGUGGAUUGGAGCGAUUGGCAGUGGUACCCACCAUGUCCCACCGACUCCGAAUCCACUUAA